AUGGCUAGAAAGAAAAAUAAGACUUCAACUGAAUCCUCAAAGGAGAUCAAAGCCAGGGGAAACUUCACCAGAGCCUAUAAGUGCAUGAAAACAACUACUAAGAAAUUCCAUGACUCUGUUCAAAGUUGUGUGAAUACCAAAGACGGAAGAGCUCAACAAAUACAUGUCCUUGACCUCCAUUCGGUUCAACGACCUUCUGGAAAAAUGAAGUUGCAGCUCUUUCCUUUGGAUGUUCAUACACGUCAAGGACUAGAAAAGGAUGGCUUUCACCUAUAUUUGGAACUCACUCUUAGCUCACGGAAGAAGGUUUCUUCAGUGCUUCAACACAUCCACACAGUAAGUGGGGCAGCUCACAGAUCGCUCGAGGAGAUCCCACCGUGUACGGAGAUGAUCAAUCGAGACUCCCUUCUGGUCCUAAAUAGGCAGCAAAGAGCAGCAUUACGAUAA
Molecule: messenger RNA, 447 nt
Organism: Eruca vesicaria subsp. sativa (arugula)
Lineage: Eukaryota; Viridiplantae; Streptophyta; Magnoliopsida; Brassicales; Brassicaceae
Source: the annotation of a GenBank genome assembly